Molecule: messenger RNA, 687 nt
Organism: Macrosiphum euphorbiae (potato aphid)
Lineage: Eukaryota; Metazoa; Arthropoda; Insecta; Hemiptera; Aphididae
Source: the annotation of a GenBank genome assembly
AUGUCCAAGUAUACGCCAGUGACUCAUGUCAUAUUCGACAUGGACGGUUUGCUUUUAGACACGGAAAAGGUGUACUUGUCCAGCAUUACCGAAGUCUUGAAAAAUCACGGCAAGGACUACCCGAACGACUUGAGAGUCCGCGUUAUGGGCACAAUACCAAUCAACACGGCUACAAUCAUAAUAAAAGAACUGGAAAUGGACAUAGAACCAGUCGAUCUUCUUGCCGAGUUCCACGAAAAUCAGAUUGUCAAAAUGGAAAACGUUCCGUUUUUGCCAGGAGCUGAAAGGUUAAUCGAUCAUCUACACAACAACAAUGUGCCAAUAGCUGUGGCUACAAGUAGUGGAAAAGAUACUUUCAAAGUAAAAACAGCAAACUAUCAACACAUCUUUUCAAAAUUCCAUCACAUUGUACUUGGUAGUGCAGAUUCAGAAGUAAAACAAGGAAAACCAGCUCCAGACAUAUUCCUGGUUUGUGCAUCACGGUUUGACGAUAAACCUCUACCACAAAAUUGUUUGGUAUUUGAGGACGCCCCAAAUGGAGUUACUGGUGCAAGGUCUGCUGGCAUGCAAGCCGUUAUGGUUCCAGAUAAAAUAAUUCCUAUAGAGAAGACUACUCAUGCUACUCAAGUGAUAUCUUCAUUGUUGGACUUUAAGCCUGAAGAUUUUGGGCUACCUCCGUUUCCUUGA